Boeremia exigua is the source of this 1783-nucleotide messenger RNA. RefSeq lists its product as uncharacterized. Gene Ontology annotation, cellular component: cytoplasm; mitochondrion. Gene Ontology annotation, biological process: histidyl-tRNA aminoacylation; mitochondrial translation. Gene Ontology annotation, molecular function: ATP binding; histidine-tRNA ligase activity. The transcript is spliced from 2 exons. Bases 1 to 1485 code for a protein of 494 amino acids. The record is from RefSeq and is a predicted model, not a curated record. Lineage: Eukaryota; Fungi; Ascomycota; Dothideomycetes; Pleosporales; Didymellaceae.
AUGGGCAAAGACGACAAGUCCAAGAAUUUCAAUUUGAAGGUGCCCAAGGGCACGCGAGACUGUACGCUGCACCCUUCGCUCGCAUUUGCAUCGUCCAAACUAAGCCGAUGUAUUCUAACGCUACCAGGGACCGGCGAGGAUGCCGCUCUUCGUGAUCGCCUUUUCGAGACCGUGACGACCGUCUUCAAGCGCCACGGCGCCACGACCCUCGACACUCCUGUCUUCGAGCUCAAGGAGAUUCUCAGUGGCAAGUACGGAGAAGACUCAAAGCUCAUAUACGACCUACAAGACCAAGGAGGAGAGUUAUGUUCGCUGCGCUACGACUUGACGGUCCCGCUUGCGCGAUGGCUGGCCAUGAACCCCAGCGUCCAAAAUUUCAAGCGCUACCAAAUCGCGAAGGUUUACCGCCGUGACCAGCCUGCCAUGACGAAAGGCCGCAUGAGAGAGUUUUAUCAGUGUGACUUCGACAUCGCCGGUACAUACGACGCCAUGAUCCCUGACGCCGAAGUUCUCAAGAUCGUAAACGACGUCUUCAAAGCCCUUGGCUGGGAAUCAUACACGAUUAAGAUGAACCACCGUAAAAUCCUCGACGGCAUGUUCAAGGCCGCUGGUGUGAAGGACGAGCUCAUUCGACCCAUCAGUUCUGCUGUGGAUAAACUGGAUAAGCUCCCCUGGGCAGAAGUGAAGCAGGAAAUGGAGACAAAAGGCUUGUCCGCGGACAUUGCAGACCAGAUUGGAGAAUGGGUACAACGCAAGGGUGGAGACGACAUUAUCGAGUUCCUCAAGGCCGACCCCAUACUCUCGCAAAACGAGGACGUGAAGAAGGGCAUUCAAGAUAUGGAGCUAUUGUUCGCCUACCUGGACGCUUUCGAUGCACGAAGCCACGUGUCUUUCGACUUGUCGCUCGCUCGAGGUCUGGACUACUACACUGGUCUGAUCUAUGAGGUCGUUACCGAAGGCUCUGCUCCUCGAGCGGAUGGCAAAAAACAAGAGAUUGGUGUCGGCAGCGUCGCAGCAGGAGGUCGCUACGACAACUUGGUCGGCAUGUUCAGCGGCAAACCUAUUCCAUGCGUGGGUAUUUCCUUUGGCAUCGACCGCAUCAUCAGCAUCAUCAAAGCUCGUGGUGAAUCGACACAACGUGCGAAGGAUGUCGAUGUCUUUGUGAUGGCGUUUGGUGGAAAGGGCUUUACAGGCAUGUUGACAGAACGCAUGCAGGUUGCCCAGGAACUGUGGGCUUCGGACAUCAAGACCGAGUUCUCGUAUAAGCUGAAGCCGAAGCUGCCGCAACAGUUCAAACAGGCGGAGUCGGCCGGUGUGCCGCUGGCAGUCAUCUUGGGAGAGGAAGAAUUAAAGGCAGGGAAGAUUAAGAUCAAGGUUAUGGGCAUAACCGACGAGAACAAUCCCGAGAAGGAUGGUGUGCUCGUUGAGCGGAGAAACAUGGCUGCGGAGAUUCGCAAACGACUGCCCAGUGCCAACAGCGAAUAGUUACACAUUCGGUAACAGGUCACAAAGAAAAGCAUUAGAUACCCAUAGAUAUUGACGCCUUCGGCAGGUUUGUAAUAAGCUCCAGCUGUGCAUCUCCUGUCGACGACGACUUAACAUCAUGCGUGCAUAGCAAUCUAUCUGUACAUUGUUGUGAAGGUUCUGUGUUCUGCCUGUGCUCGCACAUCACACAGCGCAUCCGGCGAUGCAUCGUCCUUGCACGUGUCAACUGCCUUCAUGCAUAAAACGCUGAGCAGACGAUGCAAUUACUUCUGCUUGACGUCGGGGCUCUGAACUUUGC